UUAUUGCAGGGAAUUCUGUAGUUACUGUAUAACGUAGGCUCAUUAUAUCAGCUGGUAGAAAUAAGGUGCCAUUUGAAUCUUUUAAGGCAGGUGUCUACUGGUACUCGGGUGGGAAUCGGAUACGUCGUUAAAAUUUGUAUCGUUUCAUAUUGUGUGCCAGCGACCCAACCAGCCAUCAAUUUGUCGAAAUGUGGCAAACGCGGGAUGAUUUGAAUCAAGUAUUGCAAUCUAUACAAGAUGAUCUGAAACAGCAAGUCGCAGAGCUGCGUUCUCGCAGCGCUGGCUUUUCGCCCAAGUUGGCCAUCGUGCAAGUGGGCGGCCGAGAGGAUUCCAACGUAUAUAUUAGAAUGAAGCUGAAAGCCGCUGAAAAUAUCGGGAUAAGUGCUGAGCAUGUGCGUUUUUCAAGAGACAUCACAGAAUUUGAGUUGCUGUCUGAAAUAACGAAGCUGAAUGACUCGCCAGCAGUGCAUGGGAUCAUUGUACAGAUGCCUCUGGACUCUGAACAUUCGAUCGAUUCCCACAAAAUCACGGAUGCUGUGUCUGCUGACAAGGACGUUGAUGGCUUGAACACAAUAAACGAGGGUCGUGCGGCAGUAGGAGAUCUGUCUGGGUUCAUUCCGUGCACACCAGCAGGUUGCGUGGAGUUGAUAAAGACAACCGGGGUGCCCAUUGUCGGCAAGAACGCCGUCGUGCUUGGCCGCAGUCGCAUCGUGGGCACACCUGUGGCGGAACUUCUUAAAUGGGAAAAUGCCACUGUUACAGUAUGCCAUUCCAAAACUAAGAAUCUAAGCGAUAUCACGAAAACAGCGGAUAUCUUGGUGGUUGCGAUUGGCCGUCCGGAAUUGGUGCGAGGGUCGUGGAUUAAGCCCGGAGCUGUUGUCAUUGAUUGUGGGAUCAAUCCUAUUUCAGAUUCAUCAAAGAAAAGCGGUCAGAAGCUGGUUGGUGACGUAGCAUAUGCUGAGGCUCUGGAAGUGGCAUCACAUGUGACUCCGGUGCCCGGCGGUGUGGGGCCUAUGACAGUGGCGAUGCUAAUGAAGAACACAGUGUUAGCCGCGAGGAGACAACUCGAUCGUAUAUUAACUCCGACCUGGCCUCUACGUCCCCUCAGACUGGUGCCAGCGUCGCCACCUCCCAGCGAUAUCGUGAUAGCGCGAUCCCAGAGUCCGAAGGAUAUUGGCGAGUUAGCUCAUGAGAUCGGCCUAUUUCCGAAGGAGGUCUCACAAUAUGGACGUACAAAAGCAAAAAUCUCACUCUCAGUGUUGGACCGGUUGAAAGACCAAAGCAAUGGGAAAUACAUCGUGGUUGCCGGGAUAACACCCACACCUCUUGGGGAAGGCAAAAGUACUACGUUAUUAGGCCUAGUCCAAGCUCUUUGUGCGCACCGUGGACGCAAUGCAUUUGCUUGCAUGCGACAACCUAGCCAGGGUCCGACCUUCGGUGUGAAGGGAGGCGCCGCCGGUGGUGGUUAUUCACAGGUUAUUCCAAUGGAAGAGUUCAAUCUGCACUUAACUGGAGAUAUCCAUGCGGUUACAGCUGCUAACAACCUACUCGCCGCCCAGAUGGAUGCACGUAUAUUCCAUGAGCUAACUCAGAAGGAUGGUCCUCUAUAUGACCGUUUGGUACCAAAGCUUAAAGAAACAAGAAAGUUUUCUCCUAUACAGUUGAGAAGGCUCAAGAAGUUAGGAAUUGAUAAAACCGACCCCGAUUCUCUUACGACUGAAGAAAGAAGCAGAUUUGCCCGUCUAGAUAUUGACCCAAAACGAAUUAUGUGGAAUAGAGUGGUGGAUUUAAAUGACAGGUACCUUCGUAAGAUUACCAUAGGUCAAUCGCCAACUGAAAAGGGUUUCACUCGUGAGACUGCUUUCGACAUAUCUGUCGCUUCGGAGAUUAUGGCCAUUUUGGCACUUGGCAAUGACGUGGAUGAUAUUAAACUAAGACUUGCAAAUAUGGUUGUGGCGUAUGAUAAGAAAGGAAAUCCUGUAACUGCCGACGAUUUAGGAGUUACGGGUGCUUUACUGGUUCUGCUUAAAGAUGCAUUUGAACCUACCUUGAUGCAGUCUCUUGAGGGUACUCCGGUGUUAGUCCAUACGGGUCCUUUUGCUAACAUCGCUCAUGGGUGCUCAUCCAUCAUAGCUGAUAAGAUCGCUAUGAAGUUGGCGAGAGAAAAUGGAUACGUAGCCACUGAGGCCGGUUUUGGAUCUGAUAUAGGGAUGGAGAAGUUCUUCGAUAUCAAAUGUCGGGCUAGCGGUGAUAAGCCACACUGCGCUGUCAUAGUGUCGACAGUUCGUGCAUUGAAGAUGCACGGUGGUGGACCUGCCGUCACCGCCGGUGCACCGCUAAAUGAGGUCUACGUGCAGGAAAAUCUAGAAUUGCUAAGUAAAGGCUUAUGCAAUUUAGGAAAGCACAUUAGCAACGGAAAUAAGUUUGGAGUUCCGGUUGUUAUUGCUAUAAACAGGCACGGAAAUGAUACAGACGCCGAGCUUAAUCUAAUAAAGCAGUUUGCUCUUCAAAAUGGAGCAUUCAGAGCAGUCUUGUGUGAUCAUUGGGCGAGGGGUGGCGCCGGGGCAUUGGAUCUGGCGGAUGCAGUAAUUGAAGCUUGCGAUGUUAAUUCAAACUUCAAAUACUUAUACCCAUUAAAUCUAUCUAUACGCGAUAAAAUUAAGAACAUCGCAACAGAAAUGUAUGGCGCUGGGAAUAUAGAAUUUACAGAUGAUGUGCAAAAGAAGAUCGACAUAUUUACUGAACUGGGUUACGAUAAACUGCCAAUCUGCAUGGCCAAAACAUCCAACUCAUUGACGGGAGACCCGGCAAUAAAGGGUGCUCCUAUGGGCUUCACUUUGAAGAUUAACGAUAUCUUCGUAUCCGUGGGUGCUGGGUUCGUGGUUCCCAUGGUUGGGGAGAUUUCCAAAAUGCCCGGCCUCCCCACCCGGCCCAGCAUCUAUGAUAUAGAUCUAAACACUCAGACUGGCGAGAUUGAUGGACUCUUCUAACUCCUCUAAUUAUUAUUUUUUGUAAUAUUGUAUAAAUUA
This is a messenger RNA of Achroia grisella, 3029 nucleotides long. RefSeq names its product C-1-tetrahydrofolate synthase, cytoplasmic (gene pug). Lineage: Eukaryota; Metazoa; Arthropoda; Insecta; Lepidoptera; Pyralidae. The record is from RefSeq and is a predicted model, not a curated record. Gene Ontology annotation, molecular function: methylenetetrahydrofolate dehydrogenase (NADP+) activity; formate-tetrahydrofolate ligase activity; methenyltetrahydrofolate cyclohydrolase activity. Gene Ontology annotation, cellular component: cytosol. Gene Ontology annotation, biological process: tetrahydrofolate interconversion. Bases 189 to 2990 code for a protein of 933 amino acids. The transcript has 16 exons.